AUGACCAAUUGUCGCUCAGUCUCACUGCCACAAGCUAUUUGCUCUCCAAAGUUGUUUGCUCGUCACACUCAGCUCACUCCAGAGAGCAGCAUUCAAAUCGCAGAUCACUGCGUCGGGUAUAAUAACUCAUUAUGUGUGAUAACAACCACCGCACCUAUUCGGAUUAUCACAGAACCGGUGGAAAUUACUCAGGCACCAGCGUCCAAAGCAGUUUCACUUAUUGCGAUCUCGCCUUACCACGCUUCUGAUGGCUUUUUGUAUCACUCAACUACAAAGAGUGAAACAGGCGUCAGUACGCGAACUCACGGAAAAUGUCACUUCAGACGACGUGUUGCCCGAAGUCAAUACAACAAACGACGUACUAAUAGCUCUUCCAUACGAGAUACGGAUGUAUGUGAAAACACAUCAUUAAAAUCAAAAUCAAAUUGCGCUGAGCCACCUAAAACCUGUGUGAAGUCAAAUUCCACAUGUUUUAGUCGUAUCGAAAAUGCAAAGGAUAAACUCAUUCGAAACAGUGCUAGCAAAGGAUGUGAUACACGCCGAGCAGUUUCUGUUGACCUCUAUCUUAAGCGCACACAUGCUUCACCGCAUGGCUUUGAGCAAUCAAACGCCAUACUAACGUCAGAGGACCAAAAGUCUUACGGAUCUGAACCGUAUCGACAUAUCGAUCACAUGACAUUUUUAAAACGUAUAAUAUCCACACCACUGAUCAGUCAAAUGCCGAAUCAAACUAUGACAGACGAUGCAAAAGUAGAUACUGUACCACACAUAAAACAACCGCGAUCUCGUUCACACCACCAAUUAAUGUUAACGUCCAUCGCUCGACAAACGGCGGAAGUAACUGAUUCCAGCUCUACUGGAAUAGCAGCUGUAAAAUGUCUUCCAGUUGCUCCAAAUGGCUGUAUCACUGAUCGUUCAAACUUUGAAGACACCUCCCCGGACCCAUGGUACCAUAGGUAUUAUACAGUGUCGACACAUUCAGAUCGAUGUACAAGGAAAAUGCUGAGAUCUCCAAUCAGCGUUCUUGCGAACUGUAAAGGGAAACUACGGAUAAACAUUGAAUGUCACAAGGAUAACAUUCGUUUGGAUGUUAUUGAAGCAAAGGGACUACGGUCUACCGCCGCACCCAUAUGUCACUCGUUUGUGAUGAUCGAACUAAUGCCAGACAAAAAUCACUUAUUUGCUCAGAAAACCCCGGUCGUUGAGAACACUUGCAACCCAGUGUUCAACAAAACUGUUACCUUGGAUUUGUACAAAAUAAAGCAUUGCCGGCGUAUUAUCAUUUCAGUCUACCGUGUGUCAAACCAAGGUGACCUGGAGAAAGAAUUCCUCGGUGGAAUGUCAUUUGGCGUAUCGGGAAUUUUCGCCAGAAAGCAGAUAUCUGGUUGGUAUUUUCUACUCAAUGAAACAAUGGCUAGAAAAAAGCACCUUAAGGCCGCUGUCGAAACAACAAUGACAAUAAAAUCUACACAAGUUGAUGUUGUGGACGCGGUCCAGAGUAGCCCAGUGAAACAUAUCACGAAUGUUACAACCAACACCCCCUCAGCAUCAGUCAACUUGCCUGUUUUAGACAAGUGCGUACCAAACAUUCAACAUUCAAUACCUGUCAGCAUACCCUUCAAAGACGUGCAAAGCAAAUCGCAAUUUCCGACCCUGGCAGCAAGUCUGUCUCCUGCAAAAACUGGUUCAGUUGCCAUCAGCGCUGGUUCCAUGCAACAAAACACCUUUAUUCCAGCGAAUUCUUAUCCCCCUGUGCAAAAUAUGCAGUUUCAUCAGUUUUUGCUUUCACGUGGUUCAAGAGGUUUUGGAUUCACAUUGGUGGGUUGUUCUCCUGUGUACGUCAGCCACGUUGAGCAACAGUCUCCAGCCCAUUUAGGAGGUAUCCAAGCCGGUGAUCUCAUAAUCGCAAUCAAUCAUCUCAAUGUUUCCGGAAUGAAUGCAGACAGUGUGGUGAAAAUGUUUAGAACAGCUCAGCAUCCCCUCUAUGUCACAGUGGGUCGAAUUUCCACGUUUCCUAUCAGAAUGCCUCCAGUCACAAGAAAUGGAAGUGCUAGUAGAUCCCUGACACAACUUUUCUCCAAGAGCUGCUUCUCUCAGCCAAAGAAAACACACAACUCAUGUGCCGCCCAGCCUCUUAGUAAAGGAGAUACGGCUGCACGAAGCAGCAACCAAGAGCGGUAUUCGUUUAUCCUCACAACCCCGGUGUCACCUCAGCCAGAUUACAACUUUCAGUACAUGACAAGUGGUACACCGUCCAACCUACAACGCCAUUCAAACUUAUCAAGCUCUCAAUCAUCCUACCAGUUGACCACAGGUGCUGAAGCAAUAGCAUCUCAUUUCAGCACUUCUCUAAUGGAUGGUCGACUAUGCGAUGCUAACGGGACUAUAAAAUGUACUACAUCCAACUCACCAACAAAUUCUAUUUUGCUCGGACCACAAAAUAUCCCGCCAAUGAACCCGCUGGGUCAGAAGCCUUGUUCAUCAUUCAAACCAGCUGAACCAUGGCCAUUCUCCUCACAGGCACAACCAGUAAACUCAAAGGAUGCGAGGCUUAUAACUCUUCCACUUUUGGAUACCUGCAAUGCAGAUAACAAAUUCAUGAUGAAUUCAAAGAUUCCUUUAGGAAUCUCCUGGCUGGAUAAUAGCAUAAGUACUGUGGAAAAUCUGAAAUACCUCAAUCAUAUAAAACACGUGGACUUUCGUGUUCACUCACCGCGUUUGGAGCAUUACGGUUGUUUAAAUUUGCUGGAGUGCAACACAUGCUCAAAGGUCGAUUUACUGAUGUUCCCUGACUUACUACUGAUUGCUCAAAAAGCCCCAAAUCGCUUCUUCACAGUGAUUAAAGACCCUAUUUACAACUCGAAGAUGUGUUACGUUAAUAUACCGCCAUAUGCAUCAGAUCAGCUUAUCCUGCAAUACAUCGAUGACGAUAAUAGGAAGCAAAUUGUUCAUUUUCAAGGUUCCAAUGUGUAUGAAUGGCUGCUUCGCAUUCAAGCUCACAUGUUAUACAACGGAAACUGGUGGAUGAGCAACAUGUCCUGUGCACCCGGGAGAUUUUAACUAACAUGAACACAACGCCUGAGUACGAGUUACACAAACGACCUUUACCGAUUUCUCUUAUUCACAUUAGUUACCCUAAACUUCUUUUUUGGUGUCUAAAUGCGGUGCCGACCAAUGGUCUCUUUUUAGAUUGCCCCUAUGUUUCUCCCUAUUCUUUUGGCUGAUCUAGAUUGUAUUGUGCAAGUAAAUACAAAUUUUUAUAUUGAA
This is a messenger RNA of Dicrocoelium dendriticum, 3267 nucleotides long. NCBI's taxonomy places the organism in Eukaryota, Metazoa, Platyhelminthes, Trematoda, Plagiorchiida, Dicrocoeliidae. The record is from the annotation of a GenBank genome assembly.